Strongylocentrotus purpuratus (purple sea urchin) is the source of this 1125-nucleotide messenger RNA. RefSeq lists its product as uncharacterized. Lineage: Eukaryota; Metazoa; Echinodermata; Echinoidea; Camarodonta; Strongylocentrotidae. Gene Ontology annotation, cellular component: membrane. Gene Ontology annotation, molecular function: neuropeptide receptor activity. The record is from RefSeq and is a predicted model, not a curated record. The transcript has a single exon. Bases 1 to 1125 code for a protein of 374 amino acids. Gene Ontology annotation, biological process: neuropeptide signaling pathway.
AUGACUGUUGGUUGUCUGGCGGCUGCCAUCGGGAUUCCAGGCAAUAUAGCCAUCAUCAUCGUCUUUACUUGUCAGGGUAUUAAAAAUGCUACAGACAUCACCUUCAUCGCCCUUGCCGUUGUCGAUCUCAUCGCCAGUAUCAUCAACGGGAUGAAGAUCGUCAUGGUCUUCUUUCACGAUGAGCGCCCAUGGGCAUGCUACAUUGAAGUCAUUGCAGCGAGGUCGGGACUCUACUCCGGACUGUUUCUCACGAUCUGGAUUGCUGUUUACCGCUACCAAGCUGUCUGUAAGCCAUUUGAUCGACGAAUCGGACGACGAGCUGCCAUCUUGGUUUCUAUCGGUUGCGCAAUUACCGCCUUCGGUCUCCACGUCCCGUUCUUCUUCAUCACGACCUCGAUAAAACUCGGAAGAGAGUAUGGAUGCAAUGUCUAUGGCGAUAUAUCCUGGGGACGUGACGUAUACGCCAAAACCCAAGCGAUUGUAUUUUGCGUUUCUGCCUUGGGUAUUUCAGUUUUGUACAUACAGAUUUACAAGUUUAUUCGCGCAAGCCAGGUUAUCCGUCAACAAAUGACCACUGGAUCUGCCUUUGUAAAAACCAUAUCGAAUGAUGUAGAAUCUUUGGCAUCCAACAAGCAAAGAGCCCUUAACGAAUCUGCGUCAUAUAUUGAAGAUUCGUGUGCAACAAGAGCUAUCCACCAGGCAAGUGUGUCAAUACCACUUAGUACCAUCUCAAAUUCGACACGGCCCUCUGUCACCAGCAAGAUGAAAACCCAAGAUUCUUUGCCAGACGUCGAAUCAGGUAAAACAAGAAGAGCUACACACCAACCCGCCGAUGAUAAGACAAAACCAUCAUCAAAGAAGCUUAAGAAUAACCAGUCCGACCAUAAGACUACUCAAGUUGUCAUCAUCAUCACCGUCAUAUUUUUCCUCCUCUGGCUCCCUAAUAUAGUCAUCGAUCAGAUUCCUAUUGGUCAGCUCACCAGGAUCCUUCUAGAAACACACAAGGGAUCGUUCAUCAUCUAUUUCUUCUACCAAAUCAAGUAUAUCAGCCAUAUCACCAAUGUGUUUGUGUAUGUAUUCACAUAUCGGCGAUUUAGACAAACAUGCUGUCAUCCAUUCAAUUGA